AUGAAUAACGACAAUUCGUGUCACAAAUUCAACAAUAACCAUGUAACCACCAAUCAAUCGCAGUCAAAUUGUAAUUGGAAAUCAAAUUCCAAUUACGAUAAUGGAAUAUUUUCUACAAACCUUAUAACGAACUAUUGGGACAACAGAAAUCAUCCUAUAGACCCAAUAAUGAACAAUUGGGAUAAUGGAAAAUUCCCUAGCAAUCCGGAAAUGAACAAUUGGAAUAAUAGAAACGUACCCUUUAAUCCAGACAUGAACAAUUGGAAUAAUAAUGGAAAAGCCGCCACAAACCCAGUUAUGAACAACUGGGACAAUGGAAACGUACAUUUAAAUCAAGAAAUGAACGGUUGGGAUAAAGGAAACUUUCCAGUAAAUUCAGCGAUGAAUAACUGCGUUGGCAAAAAUUUUCCUUCAAACCCCAACUGUGUAAAUAACAAUUGGAAUGAUGGAAAUUUUGAUACUGUGGGCUACAACUAUUCAUCAUCGUUUAAUAAUCAAAACCAAACACGCAACGCAAACUUCAUGCAGAGGUGUAAUCCUUACAAAAAUCUUUACUGCGAUUAUUCAGAAGAUGAUUACAAAAAUAUUCAACAUUUGAGACGUUUUUACGAACCGAACCAAACACCGAAUUUCGAUGAUGUGGUGCUUGCAAAAAAUCAGCAAAAAGUGUGGUGUCCCCAAUAUUGCAUGGGACAAAAUUGUGAAAUGACCGCUAACAGACCAAUUUCGUGUUCAAACACAAGUUUUGAAGGGUCUGGUAUGCAAAUGUAUUCUGGAAACGCUUACCAAAGUGGUUAUUUCAACGAUAAUAAUUUGUAUCCAAACGACUCAAAUUUUUUCAACGACGUUUAUGAUAGUUCAAACAGUUCAAGCCUCCAACAGCAUUCUCAACCGUCUCAAAAAGCUGAAAAAAAACCAAGAGAAGCACUUGUACCAUUAAUUGCAUCUGCAAUUCUUAGUUCAUCUGAUAAUAAAAUGAACUUAGCUAAUAUUUGCCGCUACAUCAAAGAAAACAGCAACAUAUAUGGUCAAAUGACGGAUGAAAAAUGGAAAAACAACGUCAGACAUACCUUGUCCCAUUAUGAAUUUUUUGUCAAGAGUCGAAGAAUAAAAGGUGGUAGAGGAUUUUACUGGGCAGUUCAUGAAGCUUGUUUGAACAGUUUUAGGGAAAAAGAUUUUAGAAUCAAAAGGGCUCGUCGACAAGUUGAAAAAUACCUUUUUUCAAAAUAG
Messenger RNA from Helobdella robusta, 1230 nucleotides. RefSeq lists its product as hypothetical. The transcript has a single exon. Gene Ontology annotation, molecular function: DNA-binding transcription factor activity, RNA polymerase II-specific; RNA polymerase II cis-regulatory region sequence-specific DNA binding. Bases 1 to 1230 code for a protein of 409 amino acids. Gene Ontology annotation, biological process: anatomical structure morphogenesis; cell differentiation; regulation of transcription by RNA polymerase II. Lineage: Eukaryota; Metazoa; Annelida; Clitellata; Rhynchobdellida; Glossiphoniidae. The record is from RefSeq and is a predicted model, not a curated record.